AUGCACAACAUUUGCACUUGCGGCACGAGCGCUUGGUCUUCUCAUGACGCACACUAUGAAUUGUGUCUGCAAGAAGCAGCAUGUUUACAGAUGCCAGGUGAAUUGCGUGCAAUGUUUGCUUACAUGUUAGCGUUUUGCGACGUCAACGCCCCCGAGCCUCUUUUCGUCCGUUUUAAGGGUGACAUGUGCGAGGACUUUAUUCAUCAAGGUCUUCCAGUAGCUGAAGCAGAAGCGCUGGCGUAUUACGAUUUGUCAGACAAGUUGCACUCUUGCAGUGCGAUCUCUCACAAAGGAUAG
Molecule: messenger RNA, 297 nt
Organism: Strongylus vulgaris
Lineage: Eukaryota; Metazoa; Nematoda; Chromadorea; Rhabditida; Strongylidae
Source: the annotation of a GenBank genome assembly